Messenger RNA from Guillardia theta CCMP2712, 3585 nucleotides. RefSeq lists its product as hypothetical. The record is from RefSeq and is a predicted model, not a curated record. NCBI's taxonomy places the organism in Eukaryota, Cryptophyceae, Pyrenomonadales, Geminigeraceae. The transcript has 3 exons. The coding region runs from base 1 to 3585 and encodes 1194 amino acids.
AUGAUCCGCGGAAGCACUUCCAAAGGCAGGCGAGGCACCAUCAGGGAACUUCUCUUGUGCUUCAGCAAGAAGAUCAGCGAAAGAUUCAGCCCUGUCGCGGCGGAGGAGCAGGCUCAGACUCCUGAGACGAUUGGCCGGACUGCCGCUGCUCCCUUGGCCCGCGCGGUUGUGGUCGCUGCUGUUGCUGGUGUUGCUGCUGCUGCUGCUGCUGCUGCUGCUGCUGCUGCUGCUGCUGCUGCUGCUGCUGUUGCUGUUGCUGCUGCUGCGGGUGCUGCGGCUGCGGCUGCUGCUGCUGCGGUUGCUGUUGGUGGCGGUGGUGGUGCGGCUGCGGCUGCGGCUGCGGCUGCGGCUGCGGCUGCGGCUGCGGCGGCUGCGGAUGUGGCUGCCGCCGCCGUUGCUGUUUCUGCCGUUGCCGCCGCCCUCGCGAGGGCUGCUGGGGCGGUUGCAGCUGCUCCGACUCCUGCAGCUGCUGCUGUGGGAGGGACGAGGGCUGCAGGUGCCGAGGUGACCGCCGAAGUUGCUGCCGCUGCUGCUGCUGCUGCUGCUGCUGCUGCUGCUGCUGCCGCCGCCGCCGCUGCUGCUGCUGCUGCUGCUGCUGCUGCUGCUGCUGCUGCUGCUGCUGCUGCUGCUGCUGCUGCUGCUGCUGCUGCUGCUGCUGCUGCUGCUGCUGCUGCUGCUGCUGCUGCUGCUGCUGCUGCUGCUGGGAGCAUCACUGAAGGCGCAAGCUUGCCCUCUUGCGAGCAUCUCCGUUUGUUCGCCUCCUACCUCUCCAGCUACUAUGGAGCCUCUGCUGACCUUCGACUCUUUCACAAAAGUCAGUCAGCCUCCGUUCAGUGUACCUCGGGCGUCUGUCAGGGCGAUGUCCCCUCCAGCGUAUUUUUCUGCCACAGUAUCCACCCCCUGCUCCUCCAUAUCGCAGAGCUUUUUCCCUCUGUUCGAGUCUUGGCCUAUGCUGACAACGUCGUGCUUGUCGGUCCACUCGAGGAUGCCGUUGCAGCUACGUCCGCUAUGAAGAAGUACAUGUUAGCUGAUCUGAAGCUAGAGAUUCAACCUCGCGAGUCGAAAGUUUACAUCCCCUCCUGGCAUCAACACCCUGAUCUCUCGCAGCUGAAGAAGAGCCUUAAGCGCCGUCUCAAGACUCAACUUCUUCACUUCGAGGUCGUCACUGGCGGGAUUACACUUGGCGGCCUGCCUAUCGGCACGGAUGGAUUUCAUGCUAGUCAGCUCCGAGCGAAGGUUUCUACCCUCAACGAAGAGCUCUCGAAGCUCGGGCUCGUCCAGCAUGGCUUCAUGUUCAAGACGCUGGUGAGGGCGAGCCAUCUCCAGAAGCUGCGCUUCUUCCUCCAGGGGUCUUCUCCGUUUCUCCCGCGGGUCCAAUCACAGAUUCGUCGCUUUGACCUCUCUGUCCACCUGGCGCUAGAGAAAUACCACCGCUGGCCUUCCUCGCAGUACCUCGCCGCGCAUCCCGACCUGCUCGAGUUUGCGAGGUUCAAGCGGGAGCUUCCGCAUAGUCGGGGAGGGGACGAGUUCACGCCCUCUGAGGGUCUACACCCCGCUGUUUACUAUACGGCUAUCGCUCGCUUCCUCGCUUGGUACUCUGACCAGCCCAUGUCCCGGACCUUGCCCUCUCCUCAUAGCCUGGACGUUCACUGCUCGAGAUCUCUCCGUGCCCAGAAGCAUCCUCUGGCGACCUUCUUCGUUGAGGCGCACGACUUCGUUCAUAAUGCUGGAGCGAUCCUCUACCGUCGUGUCAAGGCUCCUGCACCGGCUGCAGAUGGCGCGGCGAUCCCACCUGCCCCGGCUGCUGUGCCUGAUGACGCAGGCCGCCCCCCGGCAUCUGUGGUACACAUCCCUGGUUUGCGCGCUCUCGUCGACUCGUCUCAUGAGCACUUCAUUCCUCCCCCUGCGCAGCGAAAUGUGACUCCUCUUGUAAUGCGCGUCUUCCCUCGACAUGUGCAUGCUCGCGCUGCGCUGACCGAUCAGCAGCGUGAUAUCCUCACCUUGCACAGCCGCAGGACACACUCGCUCAAGUCGCAGGAUAGGGUCUUGCAGUCUACCAUCUUCGCUCAUUUUCCUGAGCGAGACCUGAGCCACUCUCCGAUGCGAGUCUCGAGCUACUACCCCCUCAAGGCCUUCCCGCACCGCUAUGCUCAGAUGCUCGACUGCUAUCUCCAUGGCAUGCCGAUCUGCCAGUGUCCGACGGAAUGUGAUGGAUGUCAGCGCGAGCUCGACCCCUCCGUUGCUGCACAUCAUCUCCAGACCUGCAAACGCCGAUCCUCCAAGCUUCCCACGGCGCAUGACAACCUUACUCGUACGAUUCGGUCGAUGCUGAACGAAGCUGGUCUUCAGAGCGUCAUCGAUACAGUGGGGGAUCCUCGUUCUCGACGGCAGGUACCCUCCCAUCCUCAUGGCCGCAAGAUGAAGGGCGAUAUCCACAUCCCUGGAAUCCGCGAUCGAGGGUCCGAGCAGUACGAGGGCUUGAUGGCGGACGUGACGUUGGUCCACCCUUACAUUGGUAGCUCUGCCGACCUGACCAAGUGGGGGGAGGUCAACCUCGACGCCCUCCAUGUUGCAGCGUCUGAGAAGAUUCGCAAACAUCGCGCUGCAUAUGCUAUGACUACUCCUCCUCGAGCGUUCAUCCCUCUUGCCAUCUCUUUUCGGGCUUGUGUUUUGUGUGUGAUUGUGCAGCUUCUCGCUGUGGACUGUGUACCUGCCGUAAAUCCUAUAUAUGUUGCAGCGUCUGAGAAGAUUCGCAAACAUCGCGCUGCAUAUGCCAUGACUACUCCUCCUCGAGCGUUCAUCCCUCUUGCCAUCUCGACGGACGGUACCCUGCAUCCUGACACCCUCCGCUUCAUCUGGUAUUUGGCGGACAUCAUUGCUCAGCGCUCGAUGCCUCUUGAGGAUGCGGCGUUUGGUCGGCACUUCGUGCCUGAUGACGGCCCUGCUGCUGAGGUCUUGGCUCGCAAACGCGCCGCCACCUAUCAGCGCCUCACCAUGCAGCUGACGCUGGAGGCGCUCUUGUCUGGUGCGAGGCGCAUGACGCCCUUGCGGGCGCAAGCACUUCUCGAGCCAGAGGACAGCUCCUCCUCGGACUUUGUCGAGUCGCCCGAGGGGGAGUCUUCGCCGGAGGUCUCCGACUCCGAUGGGGGAAACCCUUCGAGUGGCCCCGACGAUCGGCGCGGAGCUGGCGAAGCGUCUCCGUCCCUCACUGUGACGUCGGGUGCCUCCGGAGAGCUCGACACCACUGGGGUGCUUGCUGCUGGUCCGAGCUCGCCUGCUUCCUCCCCGGCAUCGGUCGCCGGGUCACGCCGGUCCUUGGGCAUUGCCGCGGCGUCGCCGCCGUCACGGGCGGCUACCACUGACUUGGCUACCGCUGACUCGGAGGCUAGCGAGGAGGACUACCUCGAGCGGUACCGUGUUCAUGUGUCCAGCCUCCCUCCGUCCGCUGCCCCAGGCGGACCCCCGGGCAACGCCGGCUCCUUGUCGGCGGCUGCCCUUUCUCCGUCCGCGGCCGCCCGCUUUGUGGCGGCAGCGGACGUCUCGACUGACAGUGGUCAGUCGGCUGCCUCCGGGUAUCGCGUGUAA